Pyrenophora tritici-repentis Pt-1C-BFP is the source of this 678-nucleotide messenger RNA. RefSeq lists its product as uncharacterized. The record is from RefSeq and is a predicted model, not a curated record. NCBI's taxonomy places the organism in Eukaryota, Fungi, Ascomycota, Dothideomycetes, Pleosporales, Pleosporaceae.
AUGGUGCAGCCUGCGGUUCGCCGCAAUAUCAUACUCCCCAACGAGAUCUUGCAGAAGAUCUUCGCGUUGGUCCUCGAGGGAUCGUCGGCCCGUAGCAAGGCGGGCGUAGACAAGAAGUACUACGAUCUUCUCUCCCGCAUGGGCAUGCUCGGCAAGCUGAUGCGUGUCGACUACAACUUCGCCGUUGUCGCAGUCCCCGUGUUCUAUGAGGUGAACCGCUUCGACUUCUGGAAAUUCGCCCACGGCUCCCGCAAAGACGCCUACCCGGCCAUAAACGAGUUCGGCUGCCGCAUGCCCCCUGCGCUGCCCCCUCUGUGGGCUCACAAGUACCUCCGACAGAUACGCAUCGUUGUGUACCUCUCAGACAUUUGGUGGAACGACGAAUCCCGCGCCUGGUUCCCCAUCAUCUCUGCUGACCAACUCUUCCGAUACUGCCCUGGUGCCCGCAUCCUCCAACUUCUCACCACAAGCAUCACCAAGCUCCGGAGCCUCGAUCUCCAGAUUGAAGAGCUCUUCCACCGUGAGGAUCGCCUGGCAUCGUGCGCUGUUUACCGCUCGGCUGGCUUUCAGAUGCACGCCACGAAGAUCAAAUUUCAAAUCGUCGAACACAAGACGGGUCUUCCUAGUAAGAACAGCGACCAAUGGUAUCCUGAGCUCGCAAAAGCCAUUGGUUUGUGA